GCGCCGCGCUCGCCCGGGACCUCGAAGAGGGGCCCGCGCUUAAUUAAAUUAAUUAGGGCGCAGCGGGCGGGAGGGCCGGAGGUGCCCUGGCCGCAGUGCCCCGCGGUGGGCGAGCGCGGCCGGGCGGCGGAGAAGGGCUCCAGUCAGAGCUCCGAGGGGAGGUAAUUCGCCGGGAACAAGGGGCAGGCUUUGCAAAGUAUAAAUAGUGCCACUUCAAUCGCGGCGUCGCUCUCAGACCCCGAGAGCCCUCCACGUCGAGCGGCACGGCACGACACGGCCCACGGGGGCACCGCCACCCCGCCCCGUGGAUGCCCACCCGGGGACGCGGGGCAGCGCGCCCCUGAGCCGCGGCCAUGGAGGAGCUGACGGCGUUUGUCUCCAAGUCGUUUGAUCCCAAAACGAAGGAGAAGAAGGAGCUCAUCACCUACCGCGAGGUGCUGGAGAGCGGACCCCUACGCGGCGGCGGAUCGCGGGAGAACGGGGGAACCGCGGCGGAACCGGGACGAGACGAAACGGGCAGCCCCACGGCGCGGGUGGGCGGCGGGCGGUCCCCGCCGCGGGAGCCCGACGCCGCCGAGAGAGCGGCCGAGGCGGCCACCCCAAAGCUCAGCGACGUCUCCCCAGAGCUGAAGGAUCGCAAGGAGGAUGCGAAAGCGAUGGAAGACGAAGGGCAGACGAAAAUCAAGCAGAGGAGGAGCCGGACGAAUUUCACCCUGGAGCAGCUGAACGAGCUGGAAAGGCUUUUCGACGAAACCCACUACCCGGACGCCUUCAUGCGGGAGGAGCUGAGCCAGCGGCUGGGGCUAUCCGAGGCCAGGGUGCAGGUUUGGUUCCAGAACCGAAGAGCCAAAUGCCGAAAGCAAGAAAACCAACUCCACAAAGGGGUGCUGAUCGGCGCCGCCAGCCAGUUCGAAGCCUGCCGGGUGGCCCCGUACGUGAACGUGGGCGCGCUGCGGAUGCCCUUCCAGCAGGUUCAGGCGCAGCUGCAGCUGGACAGCGCCGUGGCCCACGCCCACCACCACCUCCACCCGCACCUGGCCCACGCACCCUACAUGAUGUUCCCCGCUCCCCCCUUCGGGCUACCGCUAGCCACGCUGGCCGAGUCCGCCUCCGCCGCCUCCGUGGUGGCCGCCGCCGCCGCAGCCAAGACCACCAGCAAGAACUCCAGCAUCGCCGACCUCCGCCUCAAAGCCAAGAAACACGCCGCCGCCCUGGGGCUGUGACCCGCUCGCUUCGGCUUUUUUUUUUUUUUUUUUUUUUAUUAUUAUUAAAAAAUAAAAAAGGGAAAAGGACAAAAAAAUUAAAAAAAAAAAAAAAACACCAGAGAGAGGAGAAACUGACGGGAGAUAUUAUACUUAUUUAAAGAAUUAGAGGAACUAGACGCGCAGCUGGGAAGUUCACAGGUUUUGAAAAUGACCUUUUUCUGCGAAGUUCACUUUAAUACAAGAAAUUUGAUAAGAGAGGCGGGCCUCCUUUCACGUUGCAUCAGAUACUUGAGUUUAACAACCACGUCUGGAAUAGCGACAAAAAGAAGAGAGAAAGACGAUGACGAAGAGGAAAAAAAAAAAAAAAAAAAAAAAAAAGAGACAAUGAUUUCUCUGCGAAUUUCUAAUGGGAAACUGUCCGGGAUACUUCCUCCAGCAGCAUUCCGGGUUGCAUGUAUUUGUAUUUCAUUGAUGGAGUCCUUUGAUUCACUUGCACUUCACCCUCAUCUUUAGUAGAAAAAAAAAAACCCAAAACAAAACAAACAAACGUGGCUGGGCUCUUUCUCUUUUAAUCUUGGAGGGAAGCAGAAAGAGAGAGGGAGAUCAAGCACUACCUUUUCCACUCUGAAAUCUUUGUUGGUCGUUUGCUGUCCCACCUCUGAAAUAAAAGGGAGCGGAAAGCAUCAGGAGAGCGGAGUGUGCCUCCCUUUGCCCGGUCUCUUGUCCUGAGGGCAAAAACAAAUAAACAACAAAAAAAAAAGAAAGAAAAAAAAAAGAGUAUUUAAUUCCCAACCACCACUUUACACAACAGCAAAUUCCAAUAAGAGGUACUGGGUACAUGUAAAAUAUGUUGAUACACACGAACAAAGUUUAUUUUGGCUAUAACUUGUGAAUUGAUAGUUGACUGUCAAACAUUUACAUUUUAUCUCAUAAAGGUGUAUCUAUUCACGUAAUCUUGUGAUUUUUUUUUUUGUUAUUAUUUGAAAGACGUAUAGCUAUUUAACCUGGGAUACCUUGCAGUCGGUAAUUGUUAUCCCAGUUUGCCAUCAGACCCUCAUGCUUAUUGCCAAGACAGAGGGAAAGCUCUUCUACGCGAACUUUGGUAUGGACGGGCUUUGUAACUAUUUGUUCUCCAUGAAAACAAAAUUAUUUAUAUUGACCAUAUUUUUUCUAGUGUAUUUUAAGUUAUUUUAAAAAGAAAAAAGAAAAAAAAAAAGGAAAAAAGAUGCUGUUAUUUCAUUACAUUUGUUGUCAGUACAAUAUAUUUUGUUUCACUCAGGUUUGCUUCACCUUUUUUAAUCCAUUUCCAACGUCACGAAUUUCAAUAAGUGCCAAGUAAUGAAUUUAAGACACUUUGCGACCUAUUGACUGAAAAGGGUAACGUUUUAGUAGACGGUUUCACGUCACUUCUGGUACUGUUAAUGUUAAAUCAUCGGUGAAAUUAUUAUUUUUUUUUUUCCCUGUGUUUACACCUGCUGUAGAGCUUGCACGUUUCUUUCUGCUCCGUAGAUCUCACCCAGCACGACGAGGAAGCACCGCUCAGCCUCCGCGCCUCUUUUGUUACCACUUUAUAUCAGUUUUUCCUGAGUUUCGGCUUCACAAAACUUAUCGCGGCGUUUUGAUUUGGCUUUCUUUUGAAGAAGAAAAACAACAACAACAACAACAAAAAAAAUAGACCGGUGGAAGUUAUAUAGCAAUUGUGUCUUUACAAGUUCUGUCAAGUUCCCUCAGGUAAUAAAAUCGAGGAAAGUGUAA
Messenger RNA from Tyto alba (common barn owl), 2960 nucleotides. It is a transcript of the gene SHOX2, whose product is annotated as short stature homeobox 2. Gene Ontology annotation, molecular function: sequence-specific double-stranded DNA binding; DNA-binding transcription factor activity, RNA polymerase II-specific. Gene Ontology annotation, biological process: regulation of transcription by RNA polymerase II. The coding region runs from base 354 to 1223 and encodes 289 amino acids. The transcript is spliced from 5 exons. Gene Ontology annotation, cellular component: nucleus. Lineage: Eukaryota; Metazoa; Chordata; Aves; Strigiformes; Tytonidae. The record is from RefSeq and is a predicted model, not a curated record.